This is a messenger RNA of Betta splendens (Siamese fighting fish), 6232 nucleotides long. RefSeq names its product NACHT, LRR and PYD domains-containing protein 12-like. The transcript has 13 exons. Lineage: Eukaryota; Metazoa; Chordata; Actinopteri; Anabantiformes; Osphronemidae. The record is from RefSeq and is a predicted model, not a curated record. Gene Ontology annotation, molecular function: protein binding. Bases 53 to 4195 code for a protein of 1380 amino acids.
UCAAAAGAUCGGUGAUGAAUCGAGUGGAAGCUCUUGAUUUGGACACUUCUUGAUGCAAACAGUACCAGUAUAUGAGGUCAGAAAUGAUGUUCGUUCACGUCUAAUGGAGUGUGGCGGGUAUUGGGAGCGAACAGCAAAUUUUGUUAAUUUUGUUAAGCUAACCUCCACUUUUUCCUCCCCAUGCCACCGAAUCUCCGGCUUCUCCGGCACAUGCCAUGGCAUCUACGACACAUGCCAGGCGUCUACGGCACAUGCCAUUGUUUAUAAGGCGUAUGGGACACAGAAGAUGAGUGUCUGUGUGAAGGAAGAGGUCGAAGCAGAGUCUCCAGGAUCCAGAUGUGUGUUUCUGAAGAGUGACAGGUCCAGAUGUGAGCCUCCAUCAUUCAGUCCUGAACCGAGAACCUCAGACAUAAAUGGUCAGAACCACAGUCCACCUCCAGGACCCAGCUGUCUGUCUAUGAAGAGUGAUUGGUCCAAAGAUUGUCCUCCAGACCUCAGUCCAGGACCUAGAGUGUCAAACACAAAAGAGAAGAAGAGGAGUCAUGUUCCGGUAGAGGAGCAGCCGCCCUGCUGUGCUGAGUGUCAGGAGGUUCUGAAAGAUCCAGUUUUUAUCAGCUGUGGACACUGGUUCUGCAGACAGUGCGUCGCCUCAUACUGGGACCAGCCUGGACCAUCAGGAGACUCCUCCUGUCUCCAGUGUGGGAAAAGACCCAGAACCAGAGCUGGACUGCAGACGGAUCAGACCAGCACCGUUCACACAGAUGUUGCUCUGCAGGGGGCUUUAGAUGAACAUAAGCUAUGCCUGAGGAGCAGAUGUGAAUGUGUGACUGAAGGGGGUGAAACAGGAAGUGGAGUCCUUCUCACCAGCAUCUACACUGAGCUCUACAUCACAGAGGGACCGAGUGAAGAGGUGAACACCCAACAUGAGGUGAGGCAGCUGGAGACAGCUUCCAAGAAGAAGACCUUCCAUGAGGCUCCCAUCAAGGUCUACGACAUCUUUAAAGCCUCUUCUGACCCAAACAGACCCAUCAGACUGGUUCUGACCAACGGCGUUGCUGGCGUUGGAAAAACCUUCUCGGUUCAGAAGUUCACUCUGGACUGGGCCGAUGGCCGGGAAAACCCAGACCUCAGUGUUCUGGUUCUGCUGUCGUUCAGGGAGCUGAACCUGAUCAGAGAUGAGCAGCACAGUCUUCUCACGCUGCUCCAUGUUUUCCAUCCAACGCUCCAGAAGGUCCCAGCAGAGCAGCUCUCUGUCCUGAAGCUUCUGUUCAUCUUUGACGGCCUGGAUGAAAGCAGACUCUCACUGGACUUCAGCCACAGGAAGGUUGUGUCUGAUGUCACACACAAGUCAUCGGUCAACGUGCUGCUGACCAACCUCAUCCAGGGGAACCUGCUUCCCUCAGCUCUGGUCUGGAUCACUUCCCGUCCUGCAGCGACCCAUCAGAUCCCUCCUACGUGUGUGGACAGGGUCACAGAAGUACGAGGCUUCACCGACGCCCAGAAGGACGAGUACUUCAGGAGGAGAUCCAGCCAAGAGGAGCUGUCCAGCAGAAUCAUCUCACACGUCAAAAUGUCCAGGAGCCUCCACAUCAUGUGUCAGAUCCCAGUGUUCUGCUGGAUCACUGCUACGGUUCUGGAGCACAUGUUGACUACAGAGCAGAGAGGAGAAUUACCCAAGACCCUGACGAACCUGUACUCACACUUCCUGCUGGUCCUGACCAAGAGGAAGAGAAACAAGUACCACAAAGGACAUGAGACCAAUCCACAGGAGCUGAUGGAGGCUGACAGGGAAGUUCUCAUGAAGCUGGGAAGGCUGGCGUUUAAACAUCUGCAGGAAGGAAACAUAAUGUUUUACCAAGAAGACCUGGAGCAGUGUGGUCUAGAUGUUGCAGAGGCCUUGGUUCACUCAGGAGUCUGUACAGAGAUCUUCAGAAGAGAGAGUGUGAUCCUCCAGAAAACAGUCUACUGCUUUGUUCAUCUGAGCGUUCAGGAGUUUCUGGCUGCUGUUUAUAUGAUGCAUUCUUACACCAACGGUAAGAUGGAGGAACUGGAGGAGAUUUUGGUUGCUGUUUACAGCUUUACCAACAGUACGAGACUGAGUGACUCUCACCUGGAUAUCUUUCUAAAUGAAACAAUGGAGGAAUCCCUCCGAAGUCCAAGUGGCCACCUGGACCUGUUUGUUCGCUUUCUUCAUGGCCUCUGUCUGGAGUCCAACCAGAGAAUCUUAGGAGGUUUGCUGAGUCACAUAGAGAACAGUCCAGAAACAAUCCGGAGAGUCAUCAACAAUCUGAAGGAGAUGACCAGUGAUAAAAUGUCUCCAGAUAGAAGCAUCAACAUCUUCCACUGUUUGAUGGAGAUGAACGACCACUCAGUCCAUCAGCAGAUCCAAGAGUUUCUGAUGUCAGAGAACAGAUCAGAGAAGGAACUCACCUUUAUCCAAUGCUCAGCUCUGGCCUACAUGCUGCAGAUGUCAGAGGAGGUUCUGGAUAAGUUGGACCUGAACAAGUACAACGCAACAUCAUGGGACGGACGAUGGAGACUGAUCCCAGCUGUAAGGAACUGCAGAAAGGCUAAACUUUCUAGAUGUCAACUCAAAAACACUCACUGUGACGUUGUGGCAUCAGCUCUGAAGUCCAACCCGUCACAUCUGACACAUCUGGACCUGAGUAACAACAACCUGCAGGACUCAUCAGUGAAGGCUCUGUGUGCUGGACUGGAGAGUCCUCACUGUCGAUUGGAGAUGCUGAGAUUGAGUGACUGCAGGUUGUCAGAGAUCAGCUUUGAUUCUCUGGGCUCAUCUCUGAAGUCCAACCCAUCACAUUUGACACAACUGGAUCUGAGCUGGAACCAGCUGCAGGAUUCAGGAGUGAAGCAGCUGUGUGGUUUUCUGGAGAGUCGUUACUGUCGACUGGAGACUCUAAGAUUGAGUUGCUGCAGUUUGUCAGAGAUCAGCUGUGAUUCUCUGGUCUCAGCUCUGAAGUCCAACCCAUCACAUCUGACAAAACUGGACCUGAGCUGGAACAACCUGCAGGAUUCAGGAGUAAAGCUGUGUGGUUUUCUAGAGAGUCGUGACUGUCGAUUGAAGAUUCUGAGAUUGAGUGGCUGCAGUUUGUCAGAGAUCAGCUGUGAUUCUCUGGUCUCAGCUCUGAAGUCCAACCCGUCACAUCUGACACAACUGGACCUGAGCUGGAACAACCUGCAGGAUUCAGGAGUGAAGCAUCUGUGUGGUUUUCUGGAGAGUUGUCACUGUCGACUGGAGACUCUGAGACUGAGUGUGUGUGACCUGUCAGAGAGAAGCUGUGAAGCUCUGUCCUCAGUUCUCAGCUCUCAGUCCUCUAGUCUGAGACAACUGGACUUGAGUAACAACGACCUGCAGGAUUCAGGAGUGAAGCUACUGUCUGCUGGACUGAAGAGUCCUCACUGUCGACUGGAGAGUCUCAGGCUGUCAUGUUGUCUGAUCUCAGAGAAAGGUUGUGUUUCUCUGGCCUCAGCUCUGAGCUCCAACCCCUCUCAUCUGAGAGAGCUGGACCUGAGCUACAAUCAUCCAGGAGACUCAGGAGUGAAGCUGCUGUCUGAUGGAUUGAAGAAUCCACAUUGGAAACUGGACACUCUCAGGGUGGAGCCUGGUGGAGUUCAUUGGUUAAGAGCAGGUCUAAGAAAGUAUUUCUGUAAACUCACAGUUGACACAAACACAGUGAACAAAAAACUACGACUGUCUGACAACAACAGGAAGGUGACGCAUGUGUGGAUGGAACAGUCAUAUCCUGAUCAUCCAGACAGAUUUGACCAGUGUCCUCAGCUGCUGUGUAACAAUGGUCUGAUUGGUCGCAGUUACUGGGAGGUUGAGUGGAAAGGAAGUAUCAAUAUAUCAGUUAGUUACAGACAAAUUAGGAGGAAAGGAGAUGGUAUAGACUGUGAGUUUGGGUGCAACGACCAGUCCUGGAGUCUGAUCUGUUCUAAUGUUGGUGGCUACUCUGUCAAACACAAUAACACAGAAACAUCUAUCCACUCCUCCUCUGUGUCUGACAGAGUAUCAGUGUAUGUGGACUGUCCUGCUGGUUUUCUGUCCUUCUACAGAGUCUCCUCUGACAAACAUAUCCACCUUCACACCUUCAACACCACAUUCACUGAACCUCUUUAUCCUGGGUUUAGGUUUUGGUCCGGUUCUUCAGUGUCUCUGUGUGAUGUAUCGUAGUGAGAGUUAGAUCCUGUGAGAGAAUGUUGAACUUUGGAACAUACUGGUACACACGUAGACAAAAUUGUUGAUACACCUCAGUUAAGAGGCUUACGCAAUUUCCCCUCUGCAGGACAAGUAAAUGGUUUCUUAUUCCUAAUCUUAAUGAAAAUCAAAACCACAAUAGUCAUAAAAAUAUUUUGACUUACCUGACAAAAGUAAUAAAUACAGACCAGCAGACAGCAGACACAAACCAAUCUAUAAUCCGCGCAGAUGUUCCUGUAUACUAUGCCAGUCACUUGGUUGUGGCGUUCCAUGUAUGCUUUCCCUGCCAGCAUCUUACACCCUGCAGUUAUGUGCUGGAUCGUCUCAGGGGCCUCUUUGCACAGUCUACACCUUGGGUCUUGUCUGGUGUGGUAGAUCUGGGCCUCUAUGGCUCUGGUGCUCAGGGCCUGCUCCUGUGCGGCCAGGAUGAGUGCCUCUGUGCUGUCUUUCCGCCCAGCCCUUUCAAGCCAUUGGUAGAGUUUGUUGAGAUCAGCCACUUCAGUUAUGUUUAUUGAUUACUUGAUUACAGCUCAGCAUUCAAUAUCAUCAUACUGUACCUGGCAUACUGGCGGAUAAACCGUUGCAUCUAUGACUUCCUUGCGUCAACUCCUCUUUUAUUAUCACAUGUAUUCCUGGCUUCCCACAGGGCUGUGUGCUCAUUCCUCUGCUUUCCUCCCUGUGCACCUAUGAAUGCACUUCUAUUCAUUCCUACAACAUAAUAAUUAAAAAUGCGGACGACACAAGAGUGGUUGGCCUAAUAACAGGAGCAGACAAUUUGGAGUACAGGGAGGAGGUACAAGCAACACCAAAAGCAACACCAAGUGGUGCAAUGAACAAUAACCUGGAGCUGAACACCAGGUAAACCAAGGAAAUGAUCAUUGACUUCAGACAGAACAAGAGGAUGUUGUGUAUCAAUGGUGAUGAGGUAGCGCGGAUCUCAUCUUAGAUGAAUAAACAUCUCAGAGGAUCUCUCCUUGACCGAUCACACAACAACCAUUGUUAAGAAAUCCCAGCAGAGACUGCACUUUUUGAAACUGUUUCGCAAAAAAAUCUGUGCGAGGGUACUGAGAGAGCCCUUGCACACUGUCUCACAGUGUGGUAUCCUGGUUGUUCAGCCAAGAAUAGGAAGCGCUAUAUGUCUCAACAGGAUAUGGAUCAUAAUAAAAGACAAUACCCACCCUGGUCACGAGCUGUUUAGAAUAUCUUCUAUUUUGUCACUGGUGAAGUGGAAAGUCAGGCUUAUCAUAAUGCACUGCAGUGUUAUAUAGGGUAUCAAGGUAGAGAGAUUUUUACUGUGAAGAAUGUUCACUGUGCAGGAACCUCCAGGAAUAUUUAAGUAAUGAGGAUUGUUGAUAACACUAAGCCUGAUUCGCUGAUUAUUGUUUUCUCAAUUUAUAUAUUGAAGAGUUUUUAUUAAUUCAAACAUCUGAUACAUUGAGCACUUCUAUUGUUCAAUCACAAUUUAUGGACAAAAACAUAACCCAAAAAGUAGACAGGUUAAUCUGUUUUUCUAAAAAUGGCAUGGGCGUAAUCAGCCAGAGAACAGUGAAAGUGUUUGUGGAACUAGGAAAAGGGCACAGAUUGUGCUUGUGUAUAUUGGACAAUAAUGUACUGUACAGGACAUGGGAAAUUGUUUUUAUUUUUAUUCAGAAACAAGACUUUGCCAACAGUUUCCCACACAGAAGAAAUCCUCUCCAAAUUACAGUAUGCAUUGCCUGAACUGCACAGAACAAGAGACUACCUUUACCUGGUUGAAGAUGUACAUGGCAAAAAGCAAAUCAGAACCAAUGUAAAAAUGAACCAUGCUAUAGUUGUGUUUUCACAAUAAAUGGAUGCUACAGUAUCUGAUGUAAUUUUGUAGUUGGAACCCUACUUGUUUAUUCUGGUAAGCUUUCUGUAGAUUCCUGUCUACAGGUUUUAUGAACUCAUAAGAGCAUACUGUAGAUACUGUAUCAACUUCAUUCCUCAUUUUUUGUAAAACAUUUUUUCUUAAUAAAAUGAAUUCAUAAAGAC